AUGAGGCACGCAGCCAGCAAGGCCAUCAAGAUUUCAAAACCUGCAAAAUCAAAGAGAGAACGAUCGUCUCGGGCCUGCGUUGUUUGUCGCCAGAGAAAGGUGAAGUGUGAUGCCGUGGAGAGAUAUCCCGAGAAGUGCACGAACUGUGUACAGUUCAACAUAUCUCAGUGUUGUAUUCCCCAACCGAAGAGAAGACAGAGCAAGAAGCUCAGCAAGUUUUUAAUUGAACACGAGCUUUCAGGGCUUGUGAAGAAUGAUAAUGAGAAGGAGGGUCUGAGUGAUACAGAGGACUAUGCAAAUGGUAAGAUUCUGCAACCGAGUUCCUCUGCAUCCGAUGAAUUCCGAGCAUUCAACAGAACUCCAAGUUCGGGGGACACGGUAUUUAAUGGUUCUGCUAUCAUACCAGACGACCUGUCUAUACUUAGCGCACUCUCUGGAAUCGUUACAUCGGAUCCUCAAGACUAUCUUCCUCAGCUUAGUCAGAUCAAACUAGAUCCAGUACGCGUGCUGCGACGGGUUUUCCUUUCAGAUCCUAUUCCGGAAUACAUGGGAUCAACGGGGCCAACACCUUUGAUCAAGCAGGUCAUCAGGGAGUAUUUGGACUCGAAUCAGAAGGACGGGAAACAAAAAUCUCGUAUAGAUGCUACGGAGUUUCGUCAACUAUGCGAACUAGGAUGUUUUAAACUACCAGAAGAGUCUCUCUGUCGAAAGUAUAUUCAGGCAUAUUUUGAGAAGAUACAUUGGCAGCAGCCUGUACUUGACAAGAAGCGCUUCUUCAACGAGUACAGCGACUUACAUGAUCCUCGAAGCCUUGUCUUACUUCAGUCUGUGCUUUUCGCCGGAUCACGAGUUUGUGAAGAGCCUGACUGGUCCGACUGCGAUAUACAUCGCCAGCAGAAAAUUAGCUAUGCUCUUCAUCGACGUGCUCAGGCCCUAUAUAAUGCACAACUGGACCAGUCUGCUCUCUGCUUGCUUCAAUCUGUCAUCAUUUUCGGUAGCUACUGGGAUUCUGACUUCAUUUCGUCCAAGAACAACUUCUUUUGCUAUUUGAAGAUAGCCGUUUGUCAAGCUUACAGCUUAGGCCUUCAUAGAUCACAUGCUUCCAUUGCAGGGCUUUCUGAAGUCGACCGAAAGAUGUUCAAACGAAUUUGGUGGACUCUAUUCACCAAAGACUGCUUCUAUUCGUUUACUUUUGGCCGUCCUUGGGCUAUUGAUCUUGAAAAAUGCGAUGUUGAGCUUCUCACAGAGGAUGACAUGGAGAUGUCGAACAACGAAAAUCAGCUAGCUCAUUUCAUCCACAGGGUGAAAUUGGCCCAAGUCACUCGAAAAGUCUCGGAUUGUAUGCAAAAGAUCCGACAUAGGGCCAAUCACAACCUCUCAUCAAUCUCUUUACUAGAAGAAUGUGACAUGCUACUUACGGCUUGGCUCAAGGAUCUUCCGCCUAAUCUCGUAUUUAGAAUUGGUCAUAAUGAUAACAACUUCUGCUCUGCUACACUCGCCAUGGAGUACUAUUCGAUUUUAUUGGUGGUUCAUAGAUGUAAUAUAGUUCGCAAGCCAGUCGCUAACACCAAAGAUGAUCACAACUUCAGCAGGAAGAUUAAUUUCGAGUAUUAUCCGUCUUGGAGUAUCACUUUCAAGGCCGCACAUAUCAUCACUCUGAUCGGUGAGUAUCUCUUACACCAUAAUUAUUUACCGAUCUAUCAUAGCUUUGUGGUGUACAGCAUGAUUUGUGCAGGCGUUAUGAUGAUCUAUCACCUUUACAAUAGAGACAAAAUAGUUUCUGAAAUGGCAGAUUGUGAUAUCAGGGUAUGUCUUGAAGUGAUGAAGGCAGCUGCUAACAAGUGGCCUAUUUCUAAGUUCAGUGGCUUCUAUUUGGAUACCAUCUACCACAACAAGUCACUUCAAUUUACUCUCAUAAAGGAUAUUCUCGAUGCUGCCAACAAGGAAACUGUCACAGUUAAGCCGGAUGCUCAGUCAAUGCUUAUAUUGGACGAUUCCUUCCAGCCUUAUAGAAUCGAUACUGAAUUUUUACAAGGAAACCCGACUCUAAGCGCACAAAGAGGAACUCAGCUUGCAAAAAGUUCUUCCCGGCAGUUAAUGACUCCAGCUGUAUUGAAAUCUGUGCCUCAGAAGUCGGUCCAAGUGGAUUCAAAUAGAGUUACUGACGUUUCUGUCAAGUCAAUCCUGUAUAACGCUCCGAAUGUCUCUACUGCUGACAUUCUUCUCCCAGUACCAGGUACAAGCACUGAAGAUAGUGGUUCUAGUAACCAGUCGUCAAAAAUGCACAGCUUAGCAGGGGGAGGUUCUUCAGCCUCGUCUACAAAAUAUGUUGCUUCUACUGCUACAUUUCCUGAUAGCUUUGCAAGUUCCUUUCCACAAUCAAUUGGUGACAAUUGGCUACCCUCUUUCGAUACUUCCGAGUUUCCUAACUCUCCCGUGCCUUUGCAGAGUUCUCACGAUGUUGUCGACGAUUUAUUUGGCUAUCUUGGAAGCACAGAUAUGGGCAUGUAUAGCUAG
Brettanomyces nanus is the source of this 2517-nucleotide messenger RNA. RefSeq lists its product as uncharacterized. Lineage: Eukaryota; Fungi; Ascomycota; Pichiomycetes; Pichiales; Pichiaceae. The transcript has a single exon. Gene Ontology annotation, biological process: DNA-templated transcription; regulation of DNA-templated transcription. Gene Ontology annotation, molecular function: DNA-binding transcription factor activity, RNA polymerase II-specific; DNA binding; zinc ion binding. Bases 1 to 2517 code for a protein of 838 amino acids. The record is from RefSeq and is a predicted model, not a curated record.